AUGGACUCUCUCCCUUCUGCAGAGCAGUUCUCCACCAUCGAGAUGCACCCGCGCAAUAUAGUCGCAAGUCUCUUGGCCAUAGUGAUCAGCUUUUCUUACCUUCGAUCUGUUACGAAAAAGACUGGCCUUGAGCGCUUCCCCGGACCGUGGUAUGCGCCCUAUACGGCCCUGCAUCUGCGAUGGCUCUUCGCUCGUGGCACGAUCCACGAAUAUGUCGAGAAGAUGCACAAGCAGUACGGCGAUGUCAUCCGUUUGGGACCAAGACAGCUCUGGAUAUCUGAUAAGGGAGCUAUGAAGCAGAUUCUUCUCACGAUUGAUCUACCCAAGGUUACCAUGUAUGCUGAGAUCUCGAGAGACAGAAAAAGUCCCGGUCUCUUUGGAGAGAUCCGCCCCGUUCCCCACCGCAACCUCAAGAAGUUCCUCAGCCCAGCUUUCACUGUCUCUUCUGUCGACAAGCUAGACACGUUCUUCAAAGCGUGCACAUCGAUCUUGCUCAGCAACUACUACACUGAAGUCAACAAGGCUAUCGCUCAAGAUGCCAAGUCCAACCCCAACGGCGACUUCGAGACUGACCUUAUGCGUGACUUGCACUGUCUUGCGCUAGACAUCAUGGGCGAGUCGUCAUUUGGUAAGGGCUUCGGGCAGAUCGACAAGAUCUUCGAUCCCAGCAAGCUGUUGUCCGGCAGGGACAAGCGCUGGAGCAAGAUUCCCGACGCCAUCUUCAAUGGUCAGGCGAAGAGGUAUGGGCUGGUCUUUGUGAAGAGAUUCCUCCGGCGCAUGGGAUAUGAGUGGGAGGUUGAUUGGCCCAAGGAGAUGACGUCUGCGAUUUGCGAACUCGUCGACGAACGCGCGGCAGCUCAGGGAGGACACGAGAACAAGAAACGCAUCGAUGUCCUCCAGCACAUGUUGGACGAGGGCGCGCGACCAGACACGGGAGAGCGUAUGUCGAACCAGGACAUCAUCGAUCAGAUGUCUGAGCUCCUUCUCGCUGGAUCGGAAACCACGUCUGGUACGUUAGAUUCAUCCAUGCCCCAUUGCCACUCCUUAGCUCCUAGGUUGCGGCCUUCGAGUUUCCCUCUCCACUGCGCAUCAUAG
Molecule: messenger RNA, 1095 nt
Organism: Alternaria infectoria
Lineage: Eukaryota; Fungi; Ascomycota; Dothideomycetes; Pleosporales; Pleosporaceae
Exons: 2
Coding region: 1-1095 (364 amino acids)
Molecular function (GO): heme binding; oxidoreductase activity, acting on paired donors, with incorporation or reduction of molecular oxygen; monooxygenase activity
Source: RefSeq, a predicted model, not a curated record